Messenger RNA from Oncorhynchus nerka (sockeye salmon), 699 nucleotides. Its product is annotated as proline-, glutamic acid- and leucine-rich protein 1-like. The transcript is spliced from 2 exons. The coding region runs from base 277 to 699 and encodes 140 amino acids. Lineage: Eukaryota; Metazoa; Chordata; Actinopteri; Salmoniformes; Salmonidae. The record is from RefSeq and is a predicted model, not a curated record.
GUGACGUUUAAUCUAGGGGACGGUUCUUCAUAAACAGCUCUUCAACCACCUCGGUAGCUUGCUAGCCAACAGAUUGCUAGCCGAAAGAUUCCAGCUGUUUAUACGCCUUCGGCGUAUAUUAGCUAAUAUGUUUUAGACACACUUCUGUCGUAUCUACUUGUUAACCUAUUUAAUUUAAUAUUACGUAAUUUUUUAUUAGUCAGCUAUAGUAGCUGGCUGUGUAAGUUAGCACUAGCAUGGUCACUAAUGAUAGCUAGCUAGCUAACAUCUCCGAACAUGAGCUCCCUAAACUUCUCCCCUCCUGUUAAAGAAGAGGAAGUCUGCUGGACGGAGGAAGAGGGUCUGUGGCUGAACGUUGUGGUGAAAGAGGAGGAAGAGGAUGUCAAAAUACAAAAACAAGUAGAGGGUGAGGCUGUUACAGUGAAAGAAGAAGCGAAAGACUCGUUCAGAGUGAAAGAGGAGGAUGUUAUAGUCAAAGAAGAGGAGGAAGAGAAAGAGGAGGAUACAGUUUUUGGAGUGAAGAAGGAAGGGGAGAUUACUAUCACAUUGAAAGAUGAAGAUGAAGAGGAGGAGAUAGGAUAUCUGAUUAACACCAGAGAGAGACCAGACUCUCACUAUGACAGCAGGAAGAGUCCCUCAGGGAAACCAGACCCAGAGACACCCAAAACAAGUGAGACAACACCACUGCUCCCAUUGUGA